This is a messenger RNA of Salvia miltiorrhiza (redroot sage), 2248 nucleotides long. Its product is annotated as protein PSK SIMULATOR 3-like. The record is from RefSeq and is a predicted model, not a curated record. Gene Ontology annotation, biological process: positive regulation of growth. NCBI's taxonomy places the organism in Eukaryota, Viridiplantae, Streptophyta, Magnoliopsida, Lamiales, Lamiaceae. The transcript has 2 exons. Bases 277 to 2013 code for a protein of 578 amino acids.
AUGCAACACUGAAAGUUGCGCAGACCUCAAACUCUGAACUACUGAGGGCCAUCUUCUUUCCAAUCUGCUCUCACCUUUUUUUAAAAAAAGGCUCUACAAAUCUCCUCACACGCACACACACAUACAGCAUUGGAAAACUCGUGAAAUCAAAUCCACUGCUUAAUACUUUUUCCCUCCAUUCUUUUCCUUUUUGCACUCUGUUUUUUUUUACCGAUCAAUUUACCUUUUUCCAGCUCUGUACUCACCAUUUGCACAUUUCAAGAGCCAAAAAUGUAGAUGGUGGCUGAGACUUGGAUUUUGAGAAUGGGGAAUCAGGUGAGUAGCAAUUUAAAGCAUGCUUUGUAUUCCGAUAAUAAUUCCACAAAAUCAUUGAACAAGAAACAAAAUCCUUCACAUGAGAGACAAAUUAUUGGUAUUCUGUCGUUUGAAGUUGCUAAUGUGAUGUCCAAGAUUAUGAAUUUGCACAAGUCUUUGUCUGACAAUGAGGUGUCUAGGCUCAAAAACGAAAUCUUGAAGUCUGAUGGGAUUAGAACCCUAGUUUCUAGUGAUGAAAAGCAGCUUCUAGAGCUAGCCCUUGUGGAAAAACUAGAUGAUUUGAGUCGAAUUGCUGGUGUAGUUUCGAGGUUAGGGAAGAAAUGCAGCAUCCCUGCAUUGCAGGGGUUUGAGCAUGUGUAUGGGGAUGUGGUUUCUGGUGUGAUUGAUGUUGGGGAGCUGAGUUUCUUGGUGAAGGACAUGGAAGGGAUGAUGAGGAAGAUGGAGAGGUACGUGACCACGACGGUCAGCUUGUACAGCGAGAUGGAGGUGAUGAACGAGUUGGAAUCCGCCACCAAGAAGUUUCGGGAGAAUCAGCACGAGGAGAGUAGGAAGGCCUUUGAGCAGAAGUUGAUGUGGCAGAGGCAGGAUGUGAAGCAUUUGCAGGAUGUCUCGUUGUGGAACCAGACGUUUGAUAAGGCCAUGGAACUCUUGGCACGGACUGUGUGUACAGUUUAUGCUCGGAUACAUCUUGUGUUCGGAGAUGGCCUUGCAAGGGCUCAAGACUGUUCUAAUGGGAGCUCACAGCGUUUGAAGCAGUUAGAUGUAGUGAGAAGGAGUUUGAGAAAGCAUGCUUCGACUAGAAGCAAUGGCUAUAGUCAUUCUAGGGCAUUUGUGAAUGACAAGUUGGAGAAGAGGGCCAUUGGUUAUAGGCCUAAAGUGAGGGUGCAGAAGGGCGAAGGCGUGUUUGGGCCAGAAGAUUUCAACUUUGUGUGUGGGAUCGGGCCGGGGAGGAUGUUGAUGGAGUGUUUGAGCCUGAGCAGUUCUGCUUCCAAGGUUGAUGAUGAUGGUGAUCGUGCAAGCUAUGAUGAUCACAUUAGUCAGGUUUCGGGCAUAAGUGUUGCAAACAGUGGGAAAAGUGAUGGCGCCACUCCUCUGAGUAGUUUACUUCGUCCCAUGUAUGGUGAACGCGUUACUGGAGAGCCAAAGAACCGGCUGGUGGUGGUGGCGCCUCCCAACACAGUUGGGGGCUCUGCACUAAGCCUGCACUACGCGAAUGUGAUGAUCAUCAUCGAGAAACUGCUGUGCUACCCACAUCUGGUGGGGGAGGAGGCGAGGGACGAUCUGUACCAGAUGCUCCCGACAAGCCUGAGAAGGACUCUGAAGGCUAGGCUAAGGUCAUACUCGAAGAAUGUGGCGAUCUACGACGCACCAUUGGCCCACGACUGGAGGGAGAGGCUGGAGGGGAUGCUCAAGUGGCUGGGGCCUCUAGCACACAAUACGAUCAAGUGGCAGAGCGAGAGGAAUUUCGAGCAGCAGCAGCAGCAGAUAGUGACGAGGACUAAUGUGCUUCUGCUGCAGACAUUGUGCUAUGCUGAUCGGGGUAAGACAGAGGAGGCCAUCUGCGAGCUCCUCGUUGGCUUGAACUACAUAUGCCGCUAUGAGCAGCAGCAGAAUGCGCUCUUGGACUGCGCCAGCAGCUUCGACUUCGACGACUGCGUCGACUGGCACUUACAACCUCACCCUUCCUUUCACUCUUAACACUCUUACACCACAUUGCUGCUUGCUUACUUUGGAAACUUUAUUCUGUUCUAAUGCUAGCUUAGAUUAUGAAUUUACGAUGCUGUUAUUUGUAGGACAUCAAAUUCAAGAUGUCUUGUUCAUAUGAUUUAUGUGAUUUGAUUGUAACCAAUUUCGAGGUACAUAGUUUUAUUUAUUUUUGGGUGUCCCAUUUAUAAUGUUACAAUCCAAAAAAGGAAAUUAUUUACUUUAAUUA